This is a messenger RNA of Lathyrus sativus (Indian pea), 1644 nucleotides long. Lineage: Eukaryota; Viridiplantae; Streptophyta; Magnoliopsida; Fabales; Fabaceae. The record is from the annotation of a GenBank genome assembly.
AUGCAUAUCGUCGCUCCUUUUACUCCCGGUCAGGUCUCGUUUUUGCUCGGGAUCAUUCCGGUUUUUAUAGCAUGGAUUUAUUCAGAGAUUUUGGAGUAUCGGAAAAAUUCUUUGAUGAAAUCUAGGCACUCCGAGAUAAACUUAGUUGAAUUGAGCAAUGAUGUUGUUAAAGAUGAAGACAGAGCAGUUUUAUUGGAAGCAGGAACUCAACAACCAGCGUCCCCAACUCCAAAAGCUCGAAGUUUAUCUACCUCACCAUCAAUUAUCCGAUUCCUCUUGAUGGAUGAACAUUUCCUUAUUGAAAACCGUUUGACACUUAGAGCCAUGUCUGAAUUUGGUUUUCUUUUGACUUACUACUAUUUAUGCGAUCGCACGGAUUUCUUUGGCUCAUCAAAAAAGAGUUACAAUAGGGAUCUAUUCAUCUUCCUCUAUUUUCUUCUCAUCAUAGUUUCAGCAAUAACUUCAUUUACAAUACAUCAUGACAAGUCUCCAUUUUCUGGGAAACCCAUACUUUACUUAAAUAGGCAUCAGACUGAAGAGUGGAAAGGCUGGAUGCAGGUAUUGUUUUUGAUGUACCAUUAUUUUGCCGCAACUGAAAUCUACAAUGCAAUCCGUUUGUUCAUCGCUGCAUAUGUUUGGAUGACUGGAUUUGGAAACUUCUCAUAUUAUUAUAUUCGUAAAGAUUUUAGCAUGGCUAGAUUUGCUCAGAUGAUGUGGAGGCUUAAUUUCUUGGUAUUGUUCUGUUGUGUUGUACUUGACAACAGUUACAUGUUAUACUACAUCUGCCCCAUGCAUACUCUUUUCACUCUUAUGGUUUAUGGGGCACUUGGUAUUUUCAACAAGUACAAUGAGAUUGGGUUAGUCAUUGCUGCAAAAUUUUUUGCUUGCUUCUUGAUUGUUAUCUUAGUAUGGGAGAUACCUGGAGUCUUUGAAUGGGUUUGGAGUCCGUUUACUUUCCUGCUCGGUUAUACUGAUCCUGAUCCAUCUAAAUCACAAUUUCCCCGCUUGCAUGAAUGGCAUUUUCGCUCAGGGCUUGAUCGCUAUAUAUGGAUAAUUGGAAUGAUAUAUGCUUAUUAUCAUCCAACUGUUGAACGAUGGAUGGAGAAAUUGGAGGAAACUGAAAUCAAACGCAGAAUAUCAAUCAAAGCUGCUGUUGUGCUAAUAUCUUCAGUGAUGGGUUAUUUUUGGUUUGAGCAUAUAUACAAGCUUGACAAGGUCACUUACAACAAAUACCAUCCUUAUACCUCUUGGAUUCCCAUAACGGUUUACAUAUGCUUGCGCAACGUUACACAAAGUUUUCGUAGCUUUUCGCUGACCCUUUUUGCAUGGCUUGGAAAGGUUACACUGGAGACUUACAUCUCCCAGAUUCAUAUCUGGUUAAGAUCAGGCAUUCCAGAUGGUCAACCCAAGUUGUUGCUUUCCUUGAUCCCAGACUACCCAAUGUUGAACUUCCUGCUUACUACUUCCAUAUAUGUUGCAAUUUCCUAUAGGCUCUUUCAGCUGACCAAUACACUGAAAAUUGCGUUUGUGCCUAGCAAAGAUGACAAGCGUCUGAUACACAACAUAAUUACAGGGACAACAAUCUCGGUUGUUUUAUAUUCAUUAUCCUUUGCCUUCCUUACGAUACCCCAAAUCUUGGUUUGA